Anopheles nili is the source of this 2751-nucleotide messenger RNA. It is a transcript of the gene Ras85D, whose product is annotated as GTPase HRas. NCBI's taxonomy places the organism in Eukaryota, Metazoa, Arthropoda, Insecta, Diptera, Culicidae. Bases 683 to 1255 code for a protein of 190 amino acids. The record is from RefSeq and is a predicted model, not a curated record. Gene Ontology annotation, biological process: epidermal growth factor receptor signaling pathway; Ras protein signal transduction. Gene Ontology annotation, molecular function: GTP binding; GTPase activity; GDP binding. Gene Ontology annotation, cellular component: plasma membrane. The transcript has 5 exons.
GAAGAAGCAAAACCCGUCUGCUUCUCGAGCAAAGAAAAUAGUGGUUUUCGAGAGUUUUAACUGAAAAAACUGCUGAAAUCAUUCAUUUUAGAUCAACAGUGGUUGGGUGGAUACGGGGAGUGUAUUUGAAAUGUGUUAAACCGUCCGUUUUGGCGAAAUGCAUUCGUUCCGCAUGUAGAUACGAUUGUUGGUCAUAUUCUACGUGGUUUUUCUGCAUGUCGCCGCAUUGUUCGUGUCCCUUGAUGAAAAACAGAUUAACUGAACUCAAAUUCUUCUCGUCACAGUAGAGCUCAAUUCUAGAUCACGAAGAGGAGCCAAACAGUGCGCGGAGAGAAAUAAAGAAAGAAAGAGAAAAGACUUGUGUGUGAAAGCGAGCUGGGUAGUUUUUAGGUAGAACAAGAGAGCACCUCGUCGAACGACGGGCGUAGUAUCCUGUAUGAAAGUGUCAUUAAAAUAGUGAAUUGAAAAAAAAAUCUGAUACGUCCUGUUGCAGGACUAUCACAAGCCCUAGCAUCGAAUUAGUAGUGACCGUAAUCUGCCAUAUUGCGUGAAUCCGGUGAAGAAAGCUCCUGCUGACUGGUUAGCUGCCUGGUGUAAGCAGCCGUGUACUUUGUUGAGGAAGAAUAUUUUUGCCUUCUCGUUCGCCUGUCGAAAACGCAGUGAACCGAUUUUGUGAGGUACGAUGACGGAGUACAAACUAGUCGUAGUAGGCGCCGGAGGUGUUGGCAAGUCUGCACUGACCAUACAACUUAUUCAGAACCAUUUCGUUGAUGAGUACGACCCGACAAUUGAAGAUUCCUACCGGAAGCAAGUAGUUAUAGAUGGCGAAACGUGCUUGCUUGACAUUCUGGAUACAGCAGGUCAGGAGGAAUAUUCUGCGAUGCGUGAUCAGUAUAUGCGAACGGGGGAAGGAUUUCUGUUAGUAUUCGCUGUUAACAGUGCCAAAAGUUUCGAAGAUAUAGGAACCUACAGAGAACAGAUCAAGCGUGUUAAGGACGCAGAAGAAGUGCCGAUGGUGUUAGUUGGCAACAAGUGCGAUUUGCAAGCGUGGGCAGUGGAUAUGACUCAGGCCAGAGAUGUGGCAAAACAGUACGGCGUUCCUUUCGUAGAGACCUCUGCCAAAACGCGCAUGGGUGUCGAUGAUGCCUUCUACACGCUAGUUCGAGAAAUUCGCAAAGACAAGGAAAGGGGGAAAAAGAAUCGGAAGCAUCAUAAGCUGGUGUCGAGCAGACGAUUCAAGUGCCAGUUGCUAUAAGGCUGCUUGGAAUGGGAUCUCCGUACGUUACCACCCUUUCCCACCAACAGCUGCAGUAAUUCAGUAUGUCCGCGCCCCGUUCUGUAACCUUCAACUGAUUGAUCCGAACAUAAAAGAUUGUCGUAAAAAUCUUCGCUGGUCAUCCCUGAUACGAAUUCGAUCUUCGAUAUGAUAAGCCAGCACAUUAACGCUGCAGCCGUAGUGCCAGCUGCAUCAGCAAACAGGCGCCGUACAUUAUGCAGAUGAUAUGAUGUAUGCCCAAUUUCAACCUGCUGGCGGUGCUAUACAAAGUUGUUCAGCAUCAAGCGAUGUGGAUGGUACGUUUUGGUUUACGAAUUUCGAGAAUUCAACGCACACGUGCAAAACACCCAUCGUGUUCGCAUUAGCUAGCGAUUAAAAUCGAGAAAAGUCGACUUAUAGUGUCUAGCUUGUCCUUACGGCUUGUGUGCGGUAUUCUGCUGCAUCGCUAUUUGCACAAACAGAAGCAAAGGGUUUGAAUACUCGAUGAUCAAACUCAUUGUAUUAUUAAUAUUAUUAUUAUGAUAAAUAACUAUGUUUUGAAGAAGAAACUAGCUUCAAACCAUAAAUUUACGGAAGGUGUUGAAAAAUUGUUUUUUUUUCUGCCGAAGAGAAAAAAUUAUAAAAAGAUGAUGAAAACGAUGAAUGUUUUGUAGAAAAUCAUGUACUCCGGUAAAACAAUAUCGUUACCCCACGCGCCACAUUUUUACUCGAGAUGGAAUAAUUAAUCGAACCUCGAUCAUUCGUCAGACUAAGAAUACCACACAGGCAACCAGAUAAGAAAGAUUUUGACACUGAUAUGCAUAGGUAAUGUUUGUAUCUAAUCUUUGUACCCGUAAUGGGAGCUAAUGUUCUUCACUUGUCUGCCUGUAAAGACCUAAUAUAAAGUAAUUACGAACAUUUGGUAUUUUAGACAUCUCUUUUUCUCUAAUAUUCAAAUGUCGACUAUCCGAAUGAUGGGGCGAACGUAUGAGCGUAUCAUGCGACACCCGACAGGAAUGCGGAAACUAGGGAAAUAUUUUCCAUCCGACGAUGUUCGUUACUUAUACGGUCGCCAGGAAGGUUGUGUAGGAAAGCGAAGUGUAACCGGCACAAAUACGCUUGCUGUCGUAGCAAAAUUGCUGAUUAAAACUAAUUAGAAGAAUGGCUACAACACCGAAAGGAAAGACGUUGAGAUAGUGAACUCGAGGGAGUUUAUCCCGUGCAUAGCAAAUGUUAAAGCCCCAAAAGGAAUGAUAGAGUAGUACGAUUUCUAAAAGAAACACAGAAGAAGAAAAAACAAAUCAUAGGAAAGAUAGUAUAGGAGGACGAACGACGUAGGGAAGAAAAUGCGAAACAAUCCAGAAAUAAUCCGAUAUAUUAGUUUUUAACUUUACUCGCGAAAUGAACGAAAAGAAAGUAAAAAAUAUCUGACAUCGUAUUUUAUGUUAACUUAUAUUUGACGUGUAUAUUUUCUUAUUGUUUCCUCGAACGGUUGA